Messenger RNA from Oncorhynchus gorbuscha (pink salmon), 8504 nucleotides. RefSeq names its product fibrillin-1-like. The record is from RefSeq and is a predicted model, not a curated record. Gene Ontology annotation, molecular function: calcium ion binding. Lineage: Eukaryota; Metazoa; Chordata; Actinopteri; Salmoniformes; Salmonidae.
AUGUCAUCGCUGGACCUCAACAGGCCCAAUGUGUGUGGCUCUCGUUUCAACUCCUACUGCUGUCCAGGAUGGAAGACUCUGACAGGGGGCAACCAGUGCAUCGUCCCUAUCUGUCGGAGCUCGUGUGGAGACGGGUUUUGCUCCAGACCCAACAUGUGUACCUGUCCCACCGGAUCCAUCUCUCCUUCUUGUGGAUCCAUGUCAGUCCAAAACUGUAACAUCCGCUGUAUGAACGGUGGGAGCUGUGCUGAUGACCACUGCCAGUGUCAGAAAGGAUACGUGGGAAACCACUGUGGCCAACCGGUGUGUGAGACAGGUUGUCAGAAUGGAGGACGGUGUGUGGCUCCUAACCGCUGUGUUUGUACCUACGGCUUCACGGGGGCACAGUGUGAGAGAGACUACCGUACAGGGCCGUGCUUUGCGUCUGUGAGUAACCAGAUGUGCCAGGGCCAGCUGACGGGCAUUGUGUGUACCAAGACGCUGUGCUGUGCCACCGUGGGGAGGGCAUGGGGACACCCCUGUGAGAUGUGCCCCGCCCAGCCUCACCCCUGCAGGAGAGGAUUUAUACCCAACCACCGUACUGGAGCUUGUCAAGAUGUGGAUGAGUGCCAGGCCAUCCCAGGUCUGUGUCAGGGUGGGAACUGUAUCAACACUGUGGGAUCCUUCCAGUGUAAAUGUCCUGCUGGACACAAGUUCAAUGAGAUCACACAGAAAUGUGAAGAUCUAGAUGAGUGCUCUAGCAUCCCAGGUCUGUGUAGUGGAGGAGAGUGUUCCAACACGGUGGGCAGUUACUUCUGCAGGUGUUCUCAGGGCUACUACACUCCAGUGGAUGGCUCCAGGUGUAUAGAUGCCCGGGGUGGGUACUGCUAUGCCAGCCUGCUGAACGGGCGUUGUGCCAACCAGAACUCCCAGCUCCUGACCAAAAUACAGUGCUGCUGUGACAGUGGGCGCUGCUGGUCAGACGGGUCCAGUCCUGAGUUGUGCCCCAUGACAGGGACUGAUGAGUACCAGAAGCUGUGCACACAGGUGCAGACCAGUCCAGGGGGGGGGCCUCUCCCAGGCGGGGGAGGGUCUCUCCCAGGCGGGGGAGGGACUCUCCCAGGUGGAGGAGGGCCUCUCCCAGGCGGGGGAGGGGGAAUACCAGGAGUUCCCCAGGUACCAGGUAUCUACCCAAGACCACCCUACCCAGGACCACCAAUCCCUUUCCAGCCUCCGCCUGGACCAGGUCAAUACCCUGGACCCAGCAUCAUCCAGACCCAGAACAUCAGUAGCAGCAUUACUAACAUGUGUGCGGUAUACAGGAACCUGUGUCUGAACGGCCGCUGUGUCCCCUCCCCUGGAAGCUACCGCUGUGACUGUAACAUGGGCUUCAGACUAGACUCACGAGGAGAGUGUAUCGAUGAUGAUGAGUGUGAGCGGAACCCGUGUGUGAACGGACAGUGUGUGAACACGGCUGGAUCCUACUUCUGCCAGUGUCCUUCUGGCUUCCAGUCUACUGCUACCAGGACCGAGUGCAGAGACCUGGAUGAGUGUGUGGCAAACGGUCGUAUCUGUAACAACGGAAGGUGUGUGAACACUGAGGGGAGCUUCCACUGUGUCUGCAACGCCGGCUUUGAGAUCUCUACUGACGGGAAGAACUGUCAAGACAUGGACGAGUGUCUGAUCAGGAACAUGUGUUUGAAUGGGAUGUGCAUCAACGACGAGGGAAGCUUUAAAUGUAUUUGUAAACAUGGCUAUCUGCUCGACCCAACCGGGCGCUUUUGUGUAGACAUUGAUGAGUGUGAGACUCCAGGGAUCUGUAUGAACGGCCACUGUGUGAAUACGGAGGGGUCCUUCAGGUGUGAGUGUAUGGCUGGUCUGGCCGUGGGUCUGGAUGGCCGCGUCUGUGUCGACACACAUAUGCGCAGCACUUGUUUUGGAGGAUACAAGCGGGGACAGUGUGUGAAGCCAUUCUUCGGAGCCGUGACCAAGUCAGAAUGCUGCUGUGCCAGUGUUGAGUACGCCUUUGGAGAGUCCUGCCAACCAUGCCCACCCCAAAACUCAGCUGAGUUCCUGGCCCUGUGUAGUAACGGCCCCGGAACCACCAGCGAUGGCAGAGAUAUCAAUGAGUGUGCUCUGGACCCAGACAUCUGUCAGAACGGUGUGUGUGAGAACAUGCUGAGGACCUAUAAGUGUAACUGUAACAUGGGCUUUGAGGUGGACACCACUGGAAAACACUGUGUUGACAUAGAUGAGUGUGCAGUGAACAGGUUACUGUGUGACAACGGCCUGUGCAGGAACACUCCAGGUAGUUUCACCUGCAACUGUCCCACCGGCUUCCUGUUCCACGCUGAGACGGAUGUCUGUGAAGACAUUGAUGAGUGUGAGUCGAAGCCGUGUGUGAACGGGGACUGUAAGAACAGCCCGGGGUCCUACGUGUGUCUCUGCUCAGCAGGCAGCACGCUGGACGCCUCUGGAACACAGUGUAUAGAGACCAGUAAAGGCACAUGUUGGCUGAAGGUGAUUAACGGACGCUGUGAGAUCAACAUCAACGGAGCCACUCUGAAAUCACACUGCUGCUCCACACUGGGAGAGGCCUGGGGAAGUCCCUGUGCCAAGUGUGAACCAGAUCAUUUCUGCACUAAGGGUUAUGCUAGAGGCAGAGGGACCAUCUGUGAAGAUGUUAAUGAGUGUGAGGUGUUUCCGGGGGUGUGUAUCAAUGGGAAGUGUGUGAACACCGUGGGUUCCUUCAUCUGCCAGUGUCCCUCUGGGAUGACCGUCGACGCCACCGGACGAACAUGUAUAGACCUGCGUACAGAGCAGUGUUAUCUGAGCCACGAGGAUGAGCGUUGUGGAGCCCCUAUCCCGGGUCGUCACCGUGUGGACGCGUGCUGCUGCUCGGUGGGUGUGGCCUGGGGCCCGGAAUGUGACGAGUGUCCGGAGAAAGGCUCUCAGGAGUACAGCCAGCUCUGUCCCAGAGGACCCGGCUUCGCAAACAGAGGAGACUUCAUGAAUGGACGGCCCUUCCUCAAAGAUAUAAACGAGUGUAAGAUGAUCCACAGCUUGUGCUCCAAUGGGAAGUGUAGGAACACCAUCGGUAGUUUCCGUUGUCGCUGUGACAACGGCUUCGCUCUGGACUCUGAUGAGAGGAACUGUACAGACAUCGAUGAAUGCCGUAUCUCUCCAGACCUGUGUGGUCAGGGCACGUGUGUGAACACAGGUGGGGACUUCGAGUGCGAAUGUUUUGAAGGUUACGAAAGCGGCUUCAUGAUGAUGAAAAACUGCAUGGACAUUGAUGAGUGUGAGCGGAACCCUCUGCUGUGUCGCGGUGGUGAGUGUGUGAACAACGAGGGCAGCUUCCAGUGUUUGUGUCCCGACGGACACGAGAUUGCCCCCGACGGAUCCGCCUGUCUCGAUAUUAAUGAGUGUGAACUGAGUGAGAAGCUGUGUCGGAACGGUCAGUGUGUGAAUAUGAUUGGACGUUACCAGUGUUCCUGUGAUACUGGAUAUAAAUCCACGGAGGACAGACUGGCCUGUGUCGACAUUGAUGAGUGUACGAUCCAGAAUGGAGGUUGUGAGACAUUCUGUACCAACUCAGAGGGGAGCUAUGAGUGCAGCUGUCGCUCUGGAUACGCCCUGAUGCCAGACCUCAGGACCUGCACUGACAUUGAUGAGUGUGAGGACAGUCCAGACAUCUGUGAUGGAGGCCAGUGUACCAACAUCCCAGGAGAGUACCAGUGUCUCUGCUUCGAUGGAUUCAUGUCUUCUGAAGAUAUGAAGACCUGUCUGGAUGUGGAUGAGUGUGAGCUGAACCCUAACAUCUGUCUGAGUGGGAAUUGUGAGAACAGCAAGGGAUCCUUCAUCUGCCAUUGUGACAAGGGCUACUCCGUACGCAAGGGAACCACCGGCUGCACAGAUAUUAAUGAGUGUGAGAUUGGGGCCCAUAAUUGUGACAGACAUGCCUCAUGUACCAACACGGCUGGCAGCUUCAAGUGUAGCUGUGCUCCGGGAUGGAUUGGAGACGGGAUCAAAUGCACAGACCUGGAUGAGUGUUCCAACGGGACCCACAUGUGCAGCAACAACGCAGACUGUCUGAACACCAUGGGAUCAUACCGCUGCCACUGCAAGGACGGAUUCUCUGGGGACGGAUUCUACUGCUCAGACAGCGAUGAGUGUGCAGAUAACGUGAACCUGUGUGAGAGCGGUAACUGCCUGAAUGUUCCUGGAGGCUACCGUUGUGAAUGUGACAUGGGUUUCAUCCCAACCCCGGACGGAAAGGCCUGCGAGGACAUAGACGAGUGUACCUUUGCUGAUAUCUGUGUGAAUGGGAGGUGUCAGAACAUUCCGGGGCUGUUCAGGUGUCAGUGCAGCAUCGGCUAUGAGCUGGACAGGAGCGGAGGCAACUGCACUGACAUUAAUGAGUGUGCUGACCCGACCACCUGUAUCAGUGGACUGUGUGUCAACACCCCAGGUAGCUACAUCUGUAACUGUCCUCAAGACUUCGAACUCAACCCCACCCGCGUGGGAUGUGUAGACACUCGUUCUGGUGACUGCUAUCUGGACGUGCGGAUGCGGGGGGAUGCGUCUGAGAGUUUGGUCUGUUCCAAUGAGAUAGGUGUGGCGGUGUCCAAAGCCUCCUGCUGCUGUUCUCUAGGGCAGGCCUGGGCACCCUGCGAAUCCUGCCCCCCUCUCAACUCCUCGGAGUACAAGACGUUGUGUCCAGGAGGAGAGGGAUUCAGACCUAACCCCAUCACUGUUAUACUGGAAGACAUCAAUGAGUGCCAGGAGCUGCCAGGCCUGUGUCAAGGAGGAAACUGCAUCAACACCUUUGGUAGCUUCCAGUGUGAAUGUCCCAAAGGCUUCCAACUCAACGAGGAGAACAGAGUCUGUGAAGAUAUUAAUGAGUGUGAGCGUCCAGGUAUCUGUGGACCAGGCCAGUGUUACAACACCAUAGGAAACUACACCUGUAUCUGCCCUGUGGACUACAUGCAGGUCAAUGGUGGAAACAACUGUAUGGACAUGAGGAAGAGUUUCUGCUACAGGAACUUCUACUCUGACAACGGGACGUGUGACGGAGAGUUGACCUUCAACAUGACCAAGAAGAUGUGCUGCUGCUCCUACAACAUUGGACGGGCCUGGAACAGACCCUGUGAGCAGUGUCCUGUACCCAGCACCAAUGAGUUUGCCACUCUGUGUGGAAGUGAGAGACCAGGAUACUACAUUGAUAUCUACACGGGACAGGUCAUCGACAUUGAUGAGUGCAGGGAAAUCCCAGGUGUGUGUGAGAACGGCGUGUGUAUCAACAUGAUUGGCAGCUUCAGGUGUGAGUGUCCAAUGGGCUUCCUCUACAAUGACAAGCUGCUCAUCUGUGAAGACAUUGAUGAGUGUCAGAAUGGGCCAGUGUGCCAGCAGAAUGCAGGCUGUCUCAACAUGCCUGGUAGCUACCGCUGUGAAUGUAAACCUGGAUACCGCUUCACCCCCACUGGACAGUGUCUGGAUCGCAAUGAGUGUGUGGAGAAUCCAGGAGUGUGUAGCCCAGGCCAGUGUAUUGAUACGUUGGGAAGCUAUCGCUGUAUCUGCCCCAAUGGUUUCAAGGCUACAUCAGACCUGGCUAUGUGUAUAGAUGUGGAUGAGUGUGAGAGACAGCCGUGUGGAAACGGGACCUGUAAGAACACAGUGGGAUCCUAUAACUGCCUGUGUUAUCCAGGCUUUCAGCUCUCACACAACAACGACUGCAUAGAUACGGAUGAGUGUUCGAGCCAGAGAGGGCUGUGUAGGAACGGGAACUGUAUUAACACCCUGGGCUCCUUCGUGUGUGUGUGUCGCGAUGGCUACGAACUCAGCGCCGACGGAAGAAUUUGUGUUGACAUCAAUGAGUGUGCAGUGAACCCUGGGACUUGUGGUCCAGGCACCUGUCAGAAUCUGGACGGUUCCUACAGGUGUAUCUGCCCACUUGGCUACUAUAUACAGGACGAGACCUGUGAAGAUAUUGAUGAGUGUUCUCAGACCCCAGACAUCUGUCUGUUUGGGACCUGCUCCAACACUGAGGGCAGCUUCACCUGUGUGUGUCCUGCCGGCUUUCAGCUGUCCUCCUCAGGACGCAGAUGCGUGGAUGUCCGUGUGAACUACUGUUAUACUAAGUUUGAGAGUGGUCGCUGCCUGGCCCCUAAGCCUCUGAACACCACUAAAGGGGACUGCUGCUGUAGUGCCAUGCCUGGCCAGGGCUGGGGAGACCCCUGUGAGAUCUGCCCAGGCAAGAAUGAGGAGGCGUUUACAUCUCUCUGCCAUGCGGUUGGACAGGUGUUUGGCCCUGAUGACCAGCCCAUAGACAUUGAUGAGUGCACCGCCAACCCCAACAUCUGCAACAACGGUCAGUGUAUCAACACGGACGGGUCGUUCCGAUGUGAGUGUCCCUUUGGCUUCCGACUCGACACCUCAGGGAUCAACUGUGAAGAUACUAAUGAGUGUGAUCUGGGGAACCCGUGUGGAAAUGGAACGUGCACUAACGUGAUUGGAGCGUUUGAGUGUGCAUGUGACGAAGGCUUCGAACCCGGACCCAUGAUGUCUUGUGAAGAUGUGAAUGAGUGUUCCCAGAAUCUUUUGCUGUGUGCGUUCCGCUGCGUGAACGUGAUUGGUUCCUACGAGUGUAAAUGUCCAACAGGCUACGUGCUGCGAGAGGACAAGAGGAUGUGCAGAGACCAGAAUGAGUGUGAGGAUGGGCUGGAUGACUGUGAGAGCAGAGGGAUGCGCUGUAAGAACCUCAUCGGGACCUACAUGUGUAUCUGUAACCCUGGUUACACACGGGCCCCUAACGGAGAGGGCUGCAUAGAUCUGAACGAAUGCUCUGCUAAGCCAGGUAUCUGCGAGAACGGUCGUUGUGAGAACACGGUUGGAAGCUAUCGCUGCAGGUGUGACCAAGGCUUCAGCGCCAACCCUACACAGACUGAAUGUAUAGAUAACCGCCAGGGACUGUGUUUCACGGAGGUGUUGACUACACUGUGCCAGAUGCAGUCCAGUAGCAGGAACAGUGUGACUAAGUCUGAGUGUUGCUGUGACGGAGGACGAGGCUGGGGCUCUAACUGUGAGCUGUGUCCUCUACCUGGGACCACACACUACAAGAAGAUGUGUCCACUGGGGCCCGGAUACACCACAGACGGCAAAGACAUAGAUGAGUGUCGUGUGAUGGGGAACCUGUGUGUGAACGGACAGUGUGUCAACAGCCUGGGCUCCUACAGUUGUGUGUGUAAAACUGGGUACACCACAGAUAUCACUGGCACCCUGUGUGUGGAUAUGGAUGAGUGUGUGCAGGCUCCUAAGCCGUGUAACUUCCUCUGUAAGAACACAGAGGGAAGCUACCUCUGUUCCUGUCCCAGAGGAUACAUCCUGCAGGAGGACGGCAAGAGCUGCCGAGAUCUGGAUGAGUGUCAGAGCAAACAGCACCCCUGUCUGUCAGUUCCUGUGUGCUUCCUGUGGUCAGAUGAGAACGAGUGCCAGAACACUCAGAUCUGUGGGGGAGCGUCGUGCCAUAACACCCUGGGGAGCUUCCGUUGCCUCUGUCCCACUGGGUUCAACUACGGAGACCAGGGGGGGUGCAGUGACAUCAACGAGUGCUCCUCCUCCUCUAAUCCAUGUAACUACGGCUGCUCCAACACAGACGGAGGGUAUCUCUGUGGCUGUCCACCUGGAUACUACCGCGCUGGACAGGGGCACUGUGUGUCAGGCGUGGGCUUUGGUAGUGGUGUGAGUCUGGGCCAGGGGGGAGGAGGAGGAGGAGGAGGAGGAGGAGGAGGAGCAGCAGAGGUGGGUGACAACGAUCUGUCUCCUGAGGCCUGCUACGAGUGUAAGAUCAACGGUUACCCCAAGAAGGGGCGCAAACGCCGCGACACCAACUCAACGCUGGAGCAACCUCUGGACAACGCACAGCAUCAGGAGACAGUGAGUCUGGAGAGUGUGGACAUUGAGGACACCCUGCUGUUCAACCUAAACAUGUCCGGCCUGUCCAGCCGAGACCACAUCCUGGAGUUCACCCCGGCCCUGUCCACACUCAACAACCACGUGCGCUACUCCAUCGACUACGGCAACGAACUGGGCUACUUCAAGAUCAGCCAGAGGGAGGGGCUUAGCUACCUGCACCUGUCCAAGAGGAAGUCCCUCCCCCCUGGAGCCUACUUCCUGCAGAUCAGUAGCGUGGCCGUGUACAGGAAGAAGGAGCUGGCAGCGCUGGAGGACAGCAACGAUAAAGACUACCUCACAGGCCAGCUGGGAGACACACUCACCAUGAGGGUGCAGAUAGUCCUGCAUUAACCUACACUACAGGACUGACUGGGGUGGCUGGUCUGGGCUGGGUGGGGAGUGUCUGCCUGUAAACACUGGUCUAGGAACAGAUUCAUUUACCCUUGAUCCAUAUCUCAACCAUUAGGAUGGGGAGAGAAGAUCUGACACUGGGUCAGUGGUUAUGGGCAACUUCUACCUACUCUGAGAGAGAGCUUGGGACAAUCUCAACGCCAAAGAGACUAAUGGGUGGG